Molecule: messenger RNA, 654 nt
Organism: Moesziomyces antarcticus
Lineage: Eukaryota; Fungi; Basidiomycota; Ustilaginomycetes; Ustilaginales; Ustilaginaceae
Exons: 2
Coding region: 1-654 (217 amino acids)
Source: RefSeq, a predicted model, not a curated record
AUGUCCGGGUUUACAUUCGACGAUCCUACGGGUACUUCUUCGUACAGCCAAUCUGGCUCUACGAUCCGGAUCAGUUCGGGGCCAAAGACCGACUACUGGACUACGGCGCCUGGUUCCGUGCCCGAGUCUUCCGCACACCGAGCCUCGGCACCCGUGCUGUACCAGCUGCACAAGCUUUCGCCGACUGCCAAUUGGAGGCUCAAGGGAACCUUGCAUCAGCCAGGCACCGAGCGCUUCCAGCAGGCAACACUCUUUCUCAGACGAGUCAACCCCAAUGAGGGCGCCAACGGCGAGGGCCAGAAAUGGCUCAAGUCAGGCAUCGAAAUCGAACAAGGACGCCAGUUCAUCGGCGUGGUGGUGAGCGAUCCGUUCUCGGACUGGAACGUGGCGCCGCUCGCUAAUGCGCCCGGUAAGGACGCAGCCAAGGUCGACGUCGAGAUCGAAAAGGUCGGCCCGGACGUCCACGUCUACUACACCCCGGCGGGCGAGAAGAGCCGCAUCCUGCUGCGCGAAAAGAAGGGCUUUGCACCGCCCACCGACGCCGAGCACGAGACCUGGUGGCUCGGCGCUAUGGUCUGCGGCCCACUCUCCGAAUCCACCGAGGGUACCGUCGAAAACUGGACCUUCGAACCCAUCACCGACGCUCAACAUUGA